AUGUUUAAAUUUCUGCACGAUAUAGAUGUAGCCAAGAGGAAGCUGAUAAACACAAUUAACAACAAAUUGGCACUCCCCAACGAAGACGAUGAGUGCCUCUUCCCGGGGGAGGGAGAAACUAUGACCUACGCAGUGGGGACAGGGGAGUGUUCGCUCCCAAGAAAGGGGGACCUUCCAAACGGAGAGGAGGACGACGAAGACGAUUCAAGCGAAUCUGAUGAGGACGACUCGAUUGAGUCCAGUGGUGAGGACCUUAGUGAAUCCGACGAUGAUGACAAAACAAGUGUGCUAAAUAGACAUGAGGAGGAUGACCCAUGUGAGGAGAAGGAAAAAAGGGAAGACGAAGGUGGAGGGGUGGUAUCGAGAAGAAAAGAUGCUGCACCGAUGUGUGAGCCUCCACACGGGGGUGGCCAUGUUCACAGCUCCAGCGAAGGAAAUGAAAGAAGUGAAAAUGGCAGCGAAGUUACCACGGAGGUAGGAGCCAUUCCGGCUGCUCAACCAACCAGAGAAUGCAGCGAAAGUAUCGAACGUGGCAGUCGCGCCAUGCCGCUUUACGGAACCAAAGUGGGUGAAGAAACAAAAAGAAGUUACCCUCCCAGGUUAAAGAAGGAAACGCAAAAGAGGAGGGAAGAAGACGCAAAUGCUGGAACGAAGAUCCUUGCAGAAUCUACCUUCUACAGUCAUCUCAAAGAAAAAGUUGCAAAGAAUCUGUGUUGCAAAGUUCAAGGUAAGAAGUACGAUGAGAUGGUGAAGCAAAUAAUUCUACUAAGAGAACUGUCCAGCGAAGAGGCAAACUCGAUGGUGGAGACUGAGAAGGGCCAGUCCAAACAAAGGAACUGCUCUCCUGAGCGAUACAGGAAGCUGGCCGAACAGUGCGCCACAAAGAUAUGCGAUCUGGUACUAGGCGAUAGGACGAAGCUGCUUGGGAAACCCCCCCUCCUUCACAAUGAAGAGGAGGAAAACGUGAAGGAGGAAGUAAAAAACGCUAAAGAAAUAAUUGAAUUAAAAAAGAGAAACAAAAUUCUUAACGACAUAAACGAAAGACAAACGAAACAACUGUUGCAGCUGUCAUGCCAGCUUUCCUCCAACAUAAAAAGCGACUCAGAAACAAGUGAACGGAACUACAUAAACGCUAAAGUUGACUCCAUGGAGAAGGAGCUAACUCAAUUGAAGGGAGAAGUGUCUGUCCUGGAAGAGCUUGCAAAUGACAAAAAUGUACACGUAAAAAAAAACUACGAAUUAGGAUGUUUAAUAAAGUCAUUGGAAGCUUCUCUGCAGAAGAAAUCCCACCUGUGUGUUUCACUAUGGAGGGAGAAACACCAACAAAAGGGAAGAUUACAACGGUGCCGUGAGAAGAUGCAACGUUUGAGGGAGGACCUGCGAACCUGCAGAUCGGCUUUGCUGGAAAUGCAGCGCAGGGAGAAAAGACUUGCUUUCCAGUUUAGGGGCCUCAUCAGGACCCGUGGUGACAGGAACAGGGGGAUAUCCCUGCGGUGUCACAAAAAGAAAGGGCGGCUGAAGCUGCGUAUCCGAAGCGAAAACGCCACUUGUAAUGGUACAGCGGGGGAUUCCCCGUCGAGCCAUCCAAACGGUGCAGAUUUUGAGCGUCACCCGAACAGUGUCCACCCUCCGCGGCGUACAAGCAGUUCCGAUCCCCCAAGGUGCAAACCAGCGAUGUCCGAGAACCACGCAGCCAAUUCCCGCACCAGCGCUGCAGCCAACCGGGAUACCCUGGAGGAACUCGCGCAGAAGGUAAAUAACUACAAAUUUUUUAUAGACGAAUGGAAGUCCUUAUCUGUUAGAAACAAAAAAAAAAAAGACGCGGAAUUGAAAGAAACAAAAAAACUUUUAUCACAACAAGUUACAAAAAAUGAAAUGCUAGAAAAGAAAUAUCAAUCUCUUUUGGAAAAAAUGAGAUCGCUUGACAGGGGUCCAGACAACAAAGGUAGUGACGUGGACAAUCGAAUCGGUAUUGUCACAGAUGGAGAGAUACAUUGUGAAGGGAACCACCAGGACGGGGUCUGCCCCAAAACGAAAGAAUUCAUAGAAGAAGUAAAUUUUCUAACAAGAGAAGUCGAAAAGCUGCGAGAAGACCAGCUGCUCCUGCAGGAGGACGUGAAAAAGAAAAGCACAAUUAUCCUGCACCUUAUAAAGAAGCACGCCCUCAGUGAGGAGCAUUUCAGAUCAGACAACAACCUCCCCAUACUCAACAACAAACUAACGUACGAUGAAAUGAGGAAGAUAAUGGAGGAGACUCUUAUUGAAAACAUUCGGCUUCGCUCAGACUUGUUUGCCCUAGCCAAAUGCGUCCAUGGCGACAGCACUGGAUCUUACGCUGGGCAGGAAAACCCUGGUGCGUAG
Plasmodium coatneyi is the source of this 2361-nucleotide messenger RNA. RefSeq lists its product as uncharacterized. Bases 1 to 2361 code for a protein of 786 amino acids. The record is from RefSeq and is a predicted model, not a curated record. The transcript is spliced from 2 exons. NCBI's taxonomy places the organism in Eukaryota, Apicomplexa, Aconoidasida, Haemosporida, Plasmodiidae.